Messenger RNA from Penaeus chinensis, 2865 nucleotides. It is a transcript of the gene dati, whose product is annotated as zinc finger protein 629-like. The transcript is spliced from 6 exons. NCBI's taxonomy places the organism in Eukaryota, Metazoa, Arthropoda, Malacostraca, Decapoda, Penaeidae. Gene Ontology annotation, cellular component: nucleus. The record is from RefSeq and is a predicted model, not a curated record. Gene Ontology annotation, biological process: regulation of immune system process; regulation of cytokine production; negative regulation of transcription by RNA polymerase II. Gene Ontology annotation, molecular function: RNA polymerase II cis-regulatory region sequence-specific DNA binding; DNA-binding transcription factor activity, RNA polymerase II-specific. The coding region runs from base 958 to 2847 and encodes 629 amino acids.
CGUCUUAUUAGUAGCUCAAGAGAGGGUUUUUACCCCGCUUUUUCCGCCCCCCCCACUCGGCGUCGCGAGGCACCGCGGUAAAGACGUGCAAUUCUUUCCUCCUCUGCCCGCCACUUUUCUGCGAGACAUCGACGGAGGCGUGGUAAAAAACUGGUCGUUGGCCACAGUCCGAACCAUCUAUGGUGGCCACGAACGAAACAAAACUUAUCUGCAGCAGUGUGUGAGGGUGCGGGAUCGGCCCUUUUUGUCCCAAAGCAGCGCGGGUGGCAGGUGAACGGCUCGGGAGCGUCCCACCGCGGCCGCCAGAGACUAAGUCCCGCAGCUCGACGGUCGCCGCCAGUGUGUGUGUGUGUGUGCUAGCCCGCCACUCCGUCAGCCCGGGGAGUGAGCCAGCCAGCCAGCCAGUCAGCCAGCCACCACGCCAGGCAGGGACACAAGCAUCAGUAGUCGCCAGCCCCGCCAUGUGAUGCCGCUGGUGCUCAUUCAUCUACUCUCCCGCACUCAACCAAAGAACGGUCGUGUUGCCACGCUUGUCGACGACGCGUACCUGACCCCAUACCAAAGAUUCUUGGGCCCGCGCUCCAAAGUGACUGAACUAAGUGAUAAAGAAAUACUCAAUGCGUGACUUAACGAGAGAGAGAGAAAAAAAGAACGUUAAUCAGUGAACUCACGUUUAAAAAUAUGUGAAUGUACAUAAAUUUAACAAGGUAAAAGUAAAUAAAUCUGUCAGAAACUUUCUAUACAGAGUACAAGAAAACACCAACCAAGUACAAUACGUUUGAAAAAGUAAUACACCAACGAAAGCAUAAUAGAAACGUGCUCGUGCAAGACCGUCGUCGUCGUCAUCAUCGUCGCCGUCAUCUCCCCAGCGAGCCGAAGUCUCCCCUCCACCUCCGUCGCCCUCGUCAUCGUCGUCGUCGCCUGUAGUCGCGACACUACAGCAUCUAGUGGUAGACCAUGACUAUGGCCGCGAUGUCUACUACGAUGGGGCAGCAGUACCGCUUCAACACCUUCAGCCCCAUGUCGUCUUUCAAUUCCUUCAACAGCCAGCACAUGAACUGGGCCCCGGAACCAAUGACCUGUUCGAAGGUGACGGACAAACUGGUAAACGAGCUUCAGAUCUUCAUGCACAAGUCUGCGAUGCAGAUGCACAGUCGGGAGGCGCACCGUAGCGAGGUGAAGCCGCACCAGUGCCAGCAGUGCCUCAAGUCCUUCUCCUCCAACCAUCAGCUGGUGCAGCACAUCCGGGUCCACACCGGGGAGAAACCCUACAAGUGCUCCUACUGCGACCGCCGCUUCAAGCAGCUGUCCCACGUUCAGCAGCACACUCGACUACACACUGGUGAGCGCCCCUACAAAUGCCACCUUCCGGACUGCGGCCGCGCCUUCAUCCAGCUGUCGAACCUGCAGCAGCAUCUCCGCAACCAUGACGCGCAGCUGGAGCGCAUGAAGAACCGGCCGUUCCAUUGCAACAUCUGCGGGAAGGGCUUUGCCACUGAGAGUUCGCUUCGGACCCACACAUCUAAGCACGCCGUCCACAUCGGCGGGCCUAACGCCGUCCACUGCCCCCAGUGUCACAAGUUCUUCAUGAACGGCGAACAGCUCAUGGACCACAUGAAGCUGGUACACAAGGACCCCAACGCCUCAGGCGUCGGAGCGAAGCGUCGCACGGCCUCCCACUCGUGCCCCGUGUGCGGGAAACACUACGUGAAUGAGGGCAGCCUCCGGAAGCAUCUGGCAUGUCACCCCGAGACCUCGCAGUUCACCUCCUCACUCAGGAUGUGGCCCUGCUCCGUGUGCCACGCUGUCUUCACCCACGAGUCAGGUCUCCUGAACCACAUGGAGCACAUGAGGAUGGACCCGAAGCACCAGUUCGCCGCCCAGUACGUCCUCUCCCGAGCCGCCGCCGAGCGACGCGAACGAGAGAGCAUUCUUGGCCUGGCCCAAGUUGGCCUGCAGGGCGGAGGCAAUCACAUGGGCAUGGGCAUGGGUAUGGGGAUGGGUAUGGGCAUGGGUAUGGGCAUGGGAAUGCCGCACCAGAUGCAGCACCAGGUUCAGCACCAAGCGCCGAUGUCCAUGGCAGCUUCCCCGUCCACCCAGAGCGACGCCUCCUCCCGGAUGUCAACGCCUGCGGAGAAGUUGGAGUCCGGGAUCGGCCGCAUGCCUUCCCCGUCGGACGCCCUGCGCUCCAUAUCCAGCCACCAUGACGUCAUGAACCACAUGCGCCCGCACCCCACCGACAACAUGCGCGCCAUGAUCAGCCAGAGCCAGGCAGAGCUCGUCAAGUCCACACUAACAUCGCAAGCCGAGAGCAUCCGCAAUGCCAUGGCCUCGCAGGCUGAAGUCAUCCGUUCUCUAUCCAACCACCAGCACGGACUGCAGCCAUUGCAGCAGACGCCGCAGCAGCAACAACAGCAGCAGCAGCAACAGCAGCAGCAGCAACAACAGCAGCAACAACAACAGCAGCAGCAACAGCAACAGCAACAACAGCAGCAGCAGCAGCCGCCGCCGCAGCCGCAGCCCAGCGGCCACCAGGCCCCAGAGUCCAUGGGUUCUCCCCAGCCGGACAUGCGCGACAUGCGUGACCUUCGCAUGGGCGGCGGAGGCAUGGAGGCGGCCCUGCGAACCGCGCAGGCGGAGGCGGCGUUGCGGCUAGCGAACCACGAGGGCCGCCCGUCGCCGCAGCACCAGGGCGAGGUGACCGACGCCCUUCGCCUUCAGGAAAUGCGAAUGGAACACGCUCUUCGCCUCCACGGCGACCCGCGAGCACUGCCCACCUCCCUCCCCGGCCCCCUGGGGUUCCCCCUGGCCCCGCCUCAGCACCAACCGCAGCAGCAGAGCGCCUGAACACAACUCCCGCCCCCC